Messenger RNA from Puntigrus tetrazona (Sumatra barb), 741 nucleotides. RefSeq names its product mitochondrial ribosomal protein L49 (gene mrpl49). Gene Ontology annotation, molecular function: structural constituent of ribosome. The record is from RefSeq and is a predicted model, not a curated record. NCBI's taxonomy places the organism in Eukaryota, Metazoa, Chordata, Actinopteri, Cypriniformes, Cyprinidae. The transcript has 4 exons. Gene Ontology annotation, cellular component: ribosome; mitochondrial large ribosomal subunit. Gene Ontology annotation, biological process: translation. Bases 12 to 587 code for a protein of 191 amino acids.
CACUCACGCGCAUGACGUCACAUGCCUCUGUCCUUCCUCUCUCGGAUCUGAGGGAAAUGUCCGCCUCCGUCAGAAGCAUGUCUUUGACGGUCUGCCGAGCUGCGAGAGUCGCUUACAGAGCUUUUAAUCCAGCCACACGUUCGCUGUGUACCGGAGUUUGCCUAAGAACAGAAAGCCACCCCGCUGAAGUUUCAAGGGGCUUCGUUGAGUCCACAGAAGAGUUCAGGUUCGUGGAGAGACUCGUUCCUCCUUCACGCAUCCCAGCUCCACCUAAACAUGAAGGUCCUGCGCCGUCGGGAUGGAUCCCACCAUCAGCUACACCACCUGCCCUGCCUUACAUGAUCCGUCGCUCCAGAAUGCACAACGUGCCGGUGUACUCGGACAUAAAGCACGGGAAUCAGCACAGCACCCUCCUCAGAAAGAUCGAGGGAGACAUAUGGGCCCUGAAUAAGGAUAUUAAGGAACUCCUGCUGGGCCUCACGGGCAAAGAGCCUGCAACGCAGGUUAAUGAAGUAACGGGGACCAUAAGAAUUAAAGGGCAGUUUGAUAAAGAGCUGAAGGAGUGGCUGUUGACGAAGGGAUUUUAAAGCUGGUGUGGGCACAGCUAAUGAACUGAACUGCAAGACGAAGGCUGAGAGGAAACGUGUAAUAGUGUUCUCUCAGGCCGCAAACUGUCAUUAGUGUACCGUUUUCAGUACCUGUGUUUUGCUGUUGUAUUAAACAGUUUGUGAUUGUCUCCAA